CAGUGAGGAAGUCUGUUGGAAAAAAUACAAUACUUUAAAGAUUUUGGUGCAUUCGAGGUGUGUCAUCUUGUUUUGCACCACACCUCCUGUGUUACACUCGGAGCUCGGAAUUUUUUUUUUUUUUUUGUCAGGCGGCUGGGCAGGAGCAGCAUCUAGUACAGCAGCUCGGAGCUUCCCUUCUGUUCUGGUGUCGGCAACUGCCUGUCGUGAAGAUGGUACAGUGGGAGUCUGCUCUGAGGAGCCAAGGAAGAUAGUGUGGAAAUGGAGUAGAGAUUGCUAGAGACCUGAGCGUCCACAGCCUGGGGAUGGGCUGCGCUACUAGUGUGAUUCUGUUUAAAGGCAUCCGCACCGUUUUCGAGAGAAACUGUGCUUAUAUGUGCAAACAUCAAGGAGAGAAUAAUGCCCUUGAAUGCACAGCAUACAAUUGGACAAAAGAAGACUCAGAACUAUUGAUCGCCUCCUGUCUGGCCAAGCCAAAGCUCAUUGAGCCACUGGACUAUGAAAAUGUCAUCGUCCAGAAGAAGACACAGAUCCUGAACGACUGUCUACGGGAGAUGCUGCUCUUCCCGUAUGAUGACUUUCAGACGGCCCUCCUGAGACGACAGGACCGGUACCAGCGCUCCACCGUGCCCCCCAGCGCACUGCAGGACGCCCAGAGCCUAUUCGUGACAGAGUGCAUCAAAACCUAUAACUCUGACUGGCAUCUUGUGAACUAUAAAUAUGAAGAUUACUCAGGAGAGUUUCGACAGCUUCCAAACAAAAUGGCCAAGUUGGAUAAACUUCCGGUUCAUGUCUAUGAAGUGGACGAGGAGGUCGACAAAGACGAGGAUGCCGCCUCCCUCGGCUCUCAGAAGGGUGGGAUCACCAAGCAUGGCUGGCUGUACAAAGGCAACAUGAACAGUGCAAUCAGCGUGACCAUGAGGUCAUUUAAAAGACGAUUUUUCCACCUGAUUCAACUUGGUGAUGGGUCCUACAAUUUGAAUUUUUAUAAAGAUGAAAAGAUCUCCAAGGAACCAAAAGGAUCAAUAUUUCUCGAUUCCUGUAUGGGUGUGGUUCAGAACAACAAAGUCAGGCGUUUUGCUUUUGAGCUCAAGAUGCAGGACAAAAGUAGUUACCUGUUGGCAGCAGACAGUGAAGUGGAAAUGGAAGAGUGGAUCACAAUUCUGAACAAGAUUCUCCAGCUCAACUUUGAAGCUGCGAUGCAGGAAAAGCGGAACGGAGACUCUCAUGAAGAUGAUGAACAAAGCAAAUUGGAAGGUUCUGGUUCCGGUUUAGACAGCUACCUGCCUGAACUUGCCAAGAGUGCCAGAGAAGCAGAAAUCAAACUGAAAAGUGAAAGUAGAGUUAAACUUUUUUACUUGGACCCAGAUGCUCAGAAGCUUGACUUCUCAUCAGCUGAGCCAGAAGUGAAGCCAUUUGAAGAGAAGUUUGGAAAAAGAAUUCUCGUCAAGUGCAAUGAUUUAUCUUUCAAUUUGCAAUGCUGUGUUGCCGAAAAUGAAGAAGGGCCCACUACAAACGUCGAGCCUUUCUUUGUCACUCUGUCCCUGUUUGACGUAAAAUGCAACCGGAAGAUUUCUGCCGAUUUCCAUGUGGACUUGAACCACUUCUCAGUGCGGCAAAUGCUGGCCACCACGUCCCCGUCUCUGAGGAACGGCGACCGGCAGAGCUCGCCUGCCCCGCUGGGCAUCCUCCACGAGGCCUCCAUGCAGUACCCGAAGCAGGGGAUAUUUUCAGUCACGUGUCCUCAUCCUGAUAUAUUCCUUGUGGCUAGAAUUGAAAAAGUACUUCAGGGGAGCAUCACCCAUGGUGCUGAGCCAUACAUGAAGAGUUCCGACUCCUCCAAGGUUGCUCAGAAGGUUCUGAAGAAUGCCAAGCAGGCAUGCCAAAGACUAGGGCAGUACAGAAUGCCAUUUGCUUGGGCAGCAAGGACGUUGUUUAAGGAUGCAUCUGGAAACCUUGACAAAAGCGCCAGGUUUUCUGCUCUCUACAAGCAAGACAGCAAUAAGCUAUCCAAUGAAGACAUGCUCAAGUUACUUGCAGACUUUCGGAAACCUGAGAAGAUGGCUAAACUCCCCGUGAUUUUGGGCAAUCUAGACAUUACAAUUGAUAACGUUUCCUCAGACUUUCCUAAUUAUGUCAACUCAUCAUACAUUCCUACAAAGCAAUUUGAAACCUGUACUAAAAUGCCGAUUACGUUUGAGGUGGAGGAAUUUGUACCCUGCAUCCCUAAACACACUCAACCUUACACCAUCUACAACAAUCACCUGUAUGUUUAUCCUAAGUCCUUGAAAUAUGACAGUCAAAAGUCUUUUGCCAAGGCCAGAAAUAUUGCUGUUUGCAUUGAAUUCAAAGAUUCAGAUGAGGAAGACGCUAAGCCUCUGAAGUGCAUUUAUGGCAGACCUGGUGGGCCACUAUUCACAGAAAGCGCCUUUGCUGCGGUUUUACACCAUCACCAAAACCCAGAAUUUUAUGAUGAGAUUAAGAUAGAAUUGCCCACCCAGCUACAUGAAAAGCACCACUUGCUAUUCACAUUCUUCCAUGUCAGCUGCGAUAAUUCAAAUAAAGGAAGCACAAAGAAGAAGGACGUCGUUGAAACACAAGUUGGAUAUUCCUGGCUUCCUCUCCUGAAGGAUGGAAGGGUGGUGACUAGUGAGCAGCACAUCCCUGUCUCAGCCAAUCUCCCGUCUGGCUACCUUGGCUUCCAGGAGCAUGGGAUGGGCCGGCAUUAUGGUCCAGAAAUUAAAUGGGUAGAUGGAAGCAAGCCUCUGCUCAAAGUUUCAACUCAUCUGGUUUCCACAGUGUACACUCAGGAUCAGCACGUACAUAACUUUUUCCAGUACUGUCAGAAAACCGAAUCCGGAGCCCAGGCUUUAGGAAGUGAACUUGUAAAAUACCUUAAGAGCCUGCACGCGAUGGAGGGUCACGUGAUGAUCGCCUUCUUGCCCACCAUCCUAAACCAGCUCUUCCGCGUCCUCACCCGAGCAACCCAGGAGGAGGUUGCGGUCAACGUGACACGGGUCAUUAUUCAUGUCGUUGCCCAGUGCCAUGAGGAAGGAUUGGAGGGCCACUUGAGGUCAUAUGUUAAGUAUGCAUAUAAGGCCGAGCCAUAUAUUGCUUCCGAAUACAAGACAGUGCACGAAGAGCUGACCAAAUCCAUGACCACGAUUCUCAAGCCUUCUGCCGACUUCCUCACCAGCAACAAACUACUCAAGUAUUCGUGGUUUUUCUUUGAAGUUUUGAUAAAAUCCAUGGCUCAGCAUUUGAUAGAGAACUCCAAAGUUAAGCUGUUGCGAAACCAGAGAUUCCCUGCCUCCUAUCAUCACGCGGUGGAAACUGUUGUGACCAUGCUAAUGCCUCACAUCACGCAGAAGUACCGAGAUAACCCGGAUGCGUCCAGGAACGCCAACCACAGCCUGGCUGUGUUCAUCAAGAGAUGUUUCACCUUCAUGGACAGGGGCUUUGUCUUCAAGCAGAUCAACAACUACAUCAGCUGCUUUGCUCCUGGAGAUCCUAAGACCCUCUUUGAAUACAAAUUCGAAUUUCUCCGUGUGGUGUGCAAUCAUGAACAUUAUAUUCCUUUGAAUUUACCAAUGCCAUUUGGAAAAGGCAGGAUUCAAAGAUAUCAAGAUCUCCAACUUGACUACGCAUUAACAGACGAGUUCUGCAGAAACCACUUCUUGGUGGGACUCUUACUGAGGGAGGUGGGGGCCGCCCUCCAGGAGUUCAGGGAGGUCCGAGUGAUUGCCAUCAGCGUGCUCAAGAACCUGCUGAUAAAGCACUCUUUUGACGACAGAUACGCUUCCAGGAGCCAUCAGGCGAGGAUAGCCACUCUCUACCUGCCUCUGUUCGGUCUGCUGAUUGAGAACGUCCAGCGGAUCAACGUGAGAGAUGUGUCUCCCUUCCCAGUGAACCCUGGCAGUACUGUGAAGGAAGAAUCCCUCACUUUGCCGGCAGUGAACCCGUUAGUGACGCCCCAGAAGUCUGGGGGCACGCUGGACGCCAGCCUGCACAAGGACCUCUUUGGCGCCAUCUCUGGCAUUGCUUCUCCAUAUACGAACUCAACUCCCAACAUCAAUAGCGUGAGAAAUGCUGAUUCAAGAGGCUCCCUCAUAAGCACAGAUUCCGGGAACAGCCUUCCAGAAAGGAAUAGUGAGAAGAGCAAUUCUCUGGAGAAGCACCAACAAAGUGGCACUUUGGGAAAUUCUGUCGUUCGCUGUGACAAACUGGACCAGUCUGAGAUUAAGAGCCUGCUGAUGUGUUUCCUUUACAUAUUAAAAAGCAUGUCUGACGAUGCUUUGUUUACGUAUUGGAACAAGGCCUCAACAGCUGAACUUAUGGAUUUUUUUACAAUAUCAGAAGUCUGCUUGCACCAGUUCCAAUACAUGGGGAAGCGCUAUAUCGCCAGCAUGCUGCCCCAUGAGACUCCAUGCAUGCCCUGCUGCACUCCACACAGUAACACAGUGAGGGAGCCGGUUGGCCGCGGGACGGGGGACAGGCGUCGCUCCGGCGCUGGGCUCAGGUCUCGUCUGCUCUGGAACCAGGAGGGGCUGGGACCCAUAGUUCAUGAUCGAAAGUCUCAGACAUUGCCUGUUUCCCGUAACAGAACAGGGAUGAUGCAUGCGAGAUUGCAGCCGCUGGGCAGCCUGGAUAACUCUCUCACUUUUAACCACAGCUACGGCCACUCGGACGCUGACGUUCUCCACCAGUCGUUACUUGAAGCCAAUAUUGCUACUGAGGUGUGCCUGACAGCGCUGGACACCCUCUCUCUCUUCACACUGGCGUUUAAGAACCAGCUCCUGGCUGACCAUGGACAUAAUCCCCUCAUGAAGAAAGUUUUUGACGUCUACCUGUGUUUUCUUCAAAAACAUCAGUCUGAAACAGCUUUAAAACAUGUCUUCACCGCCUUAAGGUCACUGAUCUAUAAGUUUCCCUCGACGUUCUACGAGGGGAGAGCGGACAUGUGUGCGGCCCUGUGCUACGAGAUCCUCAAGUGCUGCAACUCCAAGCUGAGCUCCAUCAGGACCGAGGCCUCCCAGCUGCUGUACUUCCUGAUGCGGAACAACUUCGACUACACCGGCAAGAAGUCCUUUGUCCGGACCCACCUGCAGAUUGUUAUUUCAGUCAGCCAGCUGAUAGCAGAUGUUGUUGGCAUCGGGGGAACCAGGUUCCAGCAGUCCUUGUCUAUCAUCAACAACUGCGCCAACAGUGACAGGCUCAUCAAGCACACCACCUUCUCCUCGGACGUGAAGGACUUGACGAAAAGGAUCCGCACAGUUCUGAUGGCCACGGCACAGAUGAAGGAGCAUGAGGCUGACCCUGAGAUGCUGGUGGACCUCCAGUACAGCCUGGCCAAGUCCUACGCCAGCACCCCCGAGCUCCGGAAGACGUGGCUGGACAGCAUGGCUCGGAUCCACGUGAAGAACGGGGACCUGUCGGAGGCAGCAAUGUGCUAUGUCCAUGUCACAGCCCUGGUGGCAGAAUAUCUCACACGGAAAGGCAUGUUUAGACAAGGAUGCACAGCCUUCAGGGCCAUCACCCCGAACAUCGACGAGGAGGCCUCCAUGAUGGAAGACGUCGGCAUGCAGGACGUCCACUUCAACGAGGACGUGCUCACGGAGCUCCUGGAACAGUGUGCAGAUGGGCUCUGGAAGGCUGAGCGCUACGAGCUGAUCGCCGACAUCUAUAAGCUCAUCAUCCCCAUCUACGAGAAGCGGAGGGACUUUGAGAGGCUGGCCCAUCUGUACGACACGCUGCACCGAGCCUACAGCAAGGUGACCGAGGUCAUGCACUCCGGCCGCCGGCUCCUGGGCACCUACUUCCGAGUGGCCUUCUUCGGGCAGCAAUACCAGUUUACAGACAGUGAAACAGAUGUGGAGGGGUUCUUUGAAGAUGAAGAUGGAAAGGAGUAUAUUUACAAGGAGCCCAAACUCACACCUCUGUCAGAAAUUUCUCAGAGACUUCUCAAACUUUACUCAGAUAAAUUUGGUGCUGAAAACGUAAAGAUGAUACAAGAUUCUGGCAAGGUCAACCCCAAGGAUCUGGAUUCCAAGUAUGCGUACAUCCAGGUGACUCACGUGAUCCCGUUCUUUGAUGAGAAAGAACUGCAAGAAAGGAAAACGGAGUUCGAAAGAUCCCACAACAUUCGCCGCUUCAUGUUUGAGAUGCCCUUCACCCAGAGCGGGAAGCGGCAAGGGGGCGUUGAGGAGCAGUGCAAACGGCGCACCAUCCUGACAGCGAUACACUGCUUCCCGUACGUGAAGAAGCGGAUCCCGGUCAUGUACCAGCACCACACGGACCUGAACCCCAUCGAGGUGGCCAUCGACGAGAUGAGCAAGAAGGUGGCCGAGCUCCGGCAGCUGUGCUCCUCGGCCGAAGUGGACAUGAUCAAACUGCAGCUCAAGCUCCAGGGCAGCGUGAGCGUCCAGGUCAACGCCGGUCCACUAGCAUAUGCCCGAGCUUUCUUAGAUGACACAAACACAAAAAGAUACCCUGACAAUAAAGUGAAGUUGCUUAAAGAAGUUUUCAGGCAAUUUGUGGAAGCUUGCGGUCAAGCCUUAGUGGUGAACGAAAGGCUCAUCAAAGAGGACCAGAUAGAGUAUCAGGAAGAAAUGAAGGCCAACUACAGGGAAAUGACAAAAGAGCUUUCUGAAAUCAUGCACGAGCAGAUCUGCCCCCUGGAGGAGAAGACGAGCGUUCUGCCAAACUCCCUGCACAUCUUCAACGCCAUCAGCGGGACGCCCACCAGCACGCUGGUGCACGGCAUGACCAGCUCGUCCUCUGUGGUGUGACCCCCGCCGCCUGGUCUGCGGGUGGGGACUUGCUCUGUCAUUUGCAAACUCAGGACGAUGACUCCAAAGCUAAUCCCUGGGCACGUGCCCGACGCGGGGAGACCGAGCACAAGGAGGAGCCAAGGGCAUGGAAGAGUUACGGGAAAUAAAGAACCGGGUAAUUUCGUAGCACGUUUCCUGGAGGAGUCCUCCUCAAGAGAGCACUCGUUAUUUUUUUUUUAAACCUCUCUGGCAAUAUUCAACGUUUUCAUUGUGUCUUAACAGAGGUGUGUGGUGGACACUCUUCUGCUGGAGUUAAAUGUUAUUCUUCCUUACAGAAGUAGUAUUAAAAAUAAACGGCCUGGAGAAAACACAUGUUUUGGAAUGCACAUAGCACUGAAGUCGAGGCUGGAGGGUAACCCUUGGCCUCUAGGCUAAGCUGGAAAAUCUUGAAAAUAUUUUUUUUUUCCUGUGGCACAUUCAGAUUGAAAACAAGAACUAUUUUUGUGACUAGUUUUUGAUGACCUGAGGAAACUGACCGUUGUAGUUUUUGUACCAGUGAACCAGGAAAGCUAGUGCUUUUGUACUCAUUUCCUUGCAUUUAAGAAAUAGGAAAGCUUAAGAAACUAUGGGAGCUUAAAACUAGUCAAGCAGUUUAGAACCAAAGGCCUGUAUUAAUAAACACAGCUAUGCUAAACGUUUAAAGGAGUACAGUAUACUGUUAUGUACAUAGAGUUUGUUAAUACAGUCUUGGCAUUGUGUACAUACACGUAUGACAUUUCUACGUUUUUAAUACGUCAGCUUCUGCAUAAAGUUUAAUUGUGACAGAUUUGUGCUGUUCUUAGUAUAUGCAACACACUUGACUCUGCUGUUUUAUUCUUGUACAUAAAAGCAGUGCAGUAUGGAGGUGUAUACAGUCUUUGCUAUGUUAGGUUUAUAAACCAUUUUAAAAAUUUCAUCCUUUUGCCAAAGUGGUGGAGUAUGUCAUUGAUAAACCAUAAAUCUUGUGGUGAAUAGUGGUGUAAUGUAAAGCCUUCACCAUGUUAUAUUUUCUUUUCAGACAUUAAUUGAGUAAUUUUAUAUUUGGGAAAAAUAAAGGUUUUUAAUUUUAUUUAACUAGAAUCUCUGCCCUGCUGUAAUUAAACAUUCUGUACCACAUCUGUAUUAAAAACAACAUUGCUGAUUUUCCUGUA
Molecule: messenger RNA, 7960 nt
Organism: Bubalus bubalis (water buffalo)
Lineage: Eukaryota; Metazoa; Chordata; Mammalia; Artiodactyla; Bovidae
Gene: DOCK9
Product: dedicator of cytokinesis 9
Exons: 55
Coding region: 306-6788 (2160 amino acids)
Biological process (GO): small GTPase-mediated signal transduction; positive regulation of GTPase activity
Molecular function (GO): guanyl-nucleotide exchange factor activity
Source: RefSeq, a predicted model, not a curated record